Molecule: messenger RNA, 717 nt
Organism: Leptinotarsa decemlineata (Colorado potato beetle)
Lineage: Eukaryota; Metazoa; Arthropoda; Insecta; Coleoptera; Chrysomelidae
Gene: RpL10
Product: Ribosomal protein L10
Biological process (GO): translation
Cellular component (GO): ribosome
Molecular function (GO): structural constituent of ribosome
Source: RefSeq, a predicted model, not a curated record
AAUUGUCAUUAUUCAUUACUGUCAUUUGAUUUUCCAGUUUUUAUUUCUUCAUAUUUCGUCUUGGGACUGUGAGGUUUCACAAGAACAAGAUGGGUAGACGACCAGCCAGAUGUUAUCGUUAUUGCAAAAAUAAACCAUACCCCAAGUCUCGUUUCUGUCGUGGUGUACCAGAUUCUAAGAUUCGAAUUUUCGAUCUUGGUAAAAAGAAAGCUCCAGUUGAUGACUUUCCUCUUUGUGUACAUUUGGUUUCUGAUGAAUAUGAACAACUUAGUUCCGAAGCGCUGGAAGCUGGGCGUAUUUGCUGUAACAAAUACUUGGUCAAGAAUUGUGGAAAAGAUCAGUUUCAUAUACGUAUGAGACUUCAUCCAUUCCAUGUUAUCAGAAUAAAUAAAAUGUUGUCCUGUGCUGGAGCUGAUAGCUUCGGAAGUGGUCGUCAGAAGAUUUAUGUUUCCAAGAAAUGGGGAUUCACUAAAUAUGAACGAGAGCAAUAUGAAACUUUGAAAUCAGAAGGUCGAUUGGCUCCUGAUGGUUGCAAUGUCCAAUACAGACCAGAUCGUGGGCCACUAAGUGCUUGGAAGAAAGUACAGUCAGACCUUCAUUCAUAAAUUAUAAAUAUUCAAUUUAUAAUUAAAAUGACUUGAAACAAAAAAAAAUUAAUUCAGUGGUUUAUUGAAGAUCUUAAAUUAUUUGAUACUGAAUAAAUACAGUUAUUUAAAA